Malania oleifera is the source of this 432-nucleotide messenger RNA. RefSeq lists its product as uncharacterized. NCBI's taxonomy places the organism in Eukaryota, Viridiplantae, Streptophyta, Magnoliopsida, Santalales, Ximeniaceae. The record is from RefSeq and is a predicted model, not a curated record. The transcript has a single exon. The coding region runs from base 1 to 432 and encodes 143 amino acids.
AUGGUAGCCCCUCACCCAAGUAUUUCUUUUCAUCUGUCUUCUUUAAUUUCUUAUGCACUUUUAUCACCUUCUUUUACUUUAUUUUCUUCUACCAUUUCUUCACAACAAGGCCCACAAUCUUUCAAUCAAGUUGCCAAGGACCCUGAUUGGUGCAAAGCAAGGGAAACUGAAAUUGCUGCCUUAGAACCCAACAACACCUGGGUCCUUACAGAUUUACCUCCUAGGAAAUCUCCAAUUGCUUGCAAAUAUGUGUAUAAAAGCAAAUACAAUUCUGAUGGUACUCUUGAAAGGAAGAAAGCAGGCUUAGUUGCUCAUGAUUUUACUCAGCAAGAGGGAGUGGAUUAUCAUGAAACUUUUUCUCUCAUUGCCAAAAUUGUUACAGUUUGCACCCUGCUUGCCUUGGUUGCCAUUAAACGAUGGCAUUUGAAGUAG